This is a messenger RNA of Chara braunii, 4751 nucleotides long. The record is from the annotation of a GenBank genome assembly. NCBI's taxonomy places the organism in Eukaryota, Viridiplantae, Streptophyta, Charophyceae, Charales, Characeae.
GACACGUCAGCAGGCCACGUCAGCUACAGUGACACAUCAGACACAGUGCCACGUCAGACACAGUGCCACAUCAGACAGUGCCACGUCAGACACAGUGCCACGUCAGACACAGUGCCACGUAAGCAGUGCCACGUCAGCAUUGCCAAGUCAGCAACAUGACGGGCCUGCCAGGCCAACUGGCCAAUGAGUCCAUUGCCGACUACAAACAGCGUUUCCAGGCUCAGCUCGCUCUCAUCGAGGCUGAGGAACAACGCCAGCUGGCAGCCAAGGCUGCCCAGCUACAGGCUGAAGCAGCGGCAACAGCAGAGAAGCUGCGGCUACAGGCCGAAGCAGACGCAGAUGCCCAGGCUCGCCGCAAGGAAGCCCAGGAUCUGCUGCAGCGGCAUGAAGCCACCAGCAUCGACAGACUCAAGUUCUGGCACUUUGAACCGAACGGCGACGAGGCAACACCGGAAGAGCAGCAUAAGGAGUUCCUCUCCAAACUCGUGACACGGUUGUUGUAUGCUUGCAACCACCAACGGUCCGAGUUGGAGAGACAGAACCAGGAACUGCAACAGCUGUUCCAGGAUCUGAAAACACAGCACCAGGAGUUGGCGAACCUCCGCUGGAUGGUGCAGAGCCACGAGGAUGCAACACGGGCACUCAAUUCCCGUGUACUGGACCUGGAACAGGCUGUACCAGGACCAGAUGCUGGGGCUUCCAGCAGUGCACCCUCUAGCCGCCAACUGGAGGAACGCGUUGACCACGUAGUGGCAAUGCUGGGCGACAUCAGCAACUUCGCGGCGCCAACCACCAUCAGCAGCCAGCUGGACACGUUGAAGAUCGAGAUCUGGUUGCCUCACCUGGCAGCCACCCACAACGUCGACGUCGCCGAUCUGAAGGACAAGAUCACAUGGGAAGAGUUAACACUGCUGUGGGAGAAGCGGUUCAUCGUCGACGACGCACCAGCACUAGCCAUCAACCGUCUCUUCACCAUGUCUCAGGGCAAAACAGCAACACGUGACUGGCUCACGGAAUGUCACAAGAUCGCGGCAGUGCCCGAUCUGGGCUUACCAUUCAUGCAUCUACGUCGUGAGUUCUAUAACAGGUCAUGCGCUGCGCUGAGCCGGGCACUUGGUGAUCGCGAGCAGUAUGCAUCUUUCGCCGAAAUCAUCGACAAGGCAAGAGAGAUCAUCAAGACCAACAGGGCGGCUGCACACGAGAAGUCCACGUGGCAGCCAACCUAUGUGGAGAAGGUAAGAACUGGUCCGCGACAGCAGCAGUUCGCUGCAGUCCAAUCGGACAGUGGAGAAGACCCAGCAGCCACUCCAACAUCACAUGAGGGAGAUCAAGUGGCUGCUGUCCAGCCGCGAAGCAACAAACCCCGAGUGAACGGGAAGGCAAAACCAGCAUCGCAGGCCGGAAACAGACAGCCAGCACCACCAUGGGUCAAGUUCGGCUUGACCGAGGCCGAGUACAAGUACCGCAACCGUUACGGCUGCUGUUACUGGUGCAACAACACCAAGCACAAGACCUCCAUUUGCCAGGAUCAGGCCAAGGAGGAUGUGCGGCCUCUACCGACUCCGUUGAUGGACGCCGGAGUAGAGGUUGUCGACCUUCACGCCUACAUUGCGAAGAUCGACCGCGAGUUCAAGAUGCAACGGUACGACGACAUCAACGCACCAUUGUUAUAUGUACGCAUUCAGAUCGGAGAGGCGACCUGCAGCGCUUUUAUCGAUUGCGGAGCAUCUCGCAACUACAUGAGUCAGGACUUCAUGGUAUGCACCGGCCUUGGCCCACGAGUCCGAAGGAAGUCCCAGCCCACGCAAGUCACGUUGGCGGACGGUCACACGCACAAGUCAAUCGACCGGUGCAUUGAUGACGUCCCAAUGUACUUUGCCCCUCACGCAAGUGAGGCGGUGUCCUUUGACAUUCUGGACACCAAAUUUGACAUGAUCUUGGGCAUGUCAUGGCUGCGAAGCGAGGACCACCCUGUGAACUUCUACCGCCGCACCGUUCACGUUCGUGAUCGGAACGGAGUACUAGUCCCAUGCACGGUAGCUCCUCCUCACCCUUCAGUCAGCUGUCACGUGGUAUUCGCCGCAAGCAUGCGAGCUUCCAUCAUCAGAGACGACAUCGAGGAGAUGGGGGUGUGUUUUCUCCACGCCCUCCCGCCCCAUGACGCUUCAUCGACGAACUCACCUUCGGAUCCACGCAUCACCGAGCUUCUCGACGCCUACAGCGACGUGUUCGAAGGCCCGCACGGAGUAGCACCGGAUCGACCCAUCCGCCACGAGAUCAUCCUCGAGGACGGGGCCGUACCUCCGCGCGGUUGCAUCUACCGAACGAGCGAGGAAGAGUUAAGUGUGCUUCGGGCACAACUCGACGACCUUCUGGAGAAAGGCUGGAUUCGGCCUAGCUCAUCGCCAUACGGUGCUCCUGUUCUCUUCACGAUCAGAAACGUCGGCCCUCUCCCACGCAUCGACGAUCUUCUCGAGCGAUUGGGCGGCGCCAAGUUCUUCUCCAAGCUCAAUCUCAAGUCGGGAUAUCACCAACUCGAGAUCCGGCAGGAGGACCAUUACAAGACCGCGUUUAAGAUGCGAUAUGGGCAUUUUGAAUGGCUGGUUAUGCCAUUUGGCCUUACGAAUGCCCCGGCCACUUUCCAAGCGGCUAUGACAACAGAGUUCCGACACAUGCUGGAUCGAUACGUACUUAUCUACCUCGACGACAUCCUGGUGUACAGCCGGAGUAUGGAGGAGCAUGUGGAACACCUGCGCACCGUUUUGGAGCGGCUACGACAAGCCAAGUACAAAGCCAACCGCGACAAGUGCGAAUUCGUGCGGCAGGAGCUAGAGUACUUGGGACACUAUGUGACGCCGCAAGGCAUCCGUCCGCUUGAGGACAAGAUCGAGGCCCUACGAGUAUGGCCCGAGCCCACCAACACCACGGACGUUCGUUCAUUCAUGGGGUUGGCGGGCUACUAUCAGCGAUUCAUCACCGGAUACUCACGGAUUGUUGCACCUAUGACGCGACUACAAUCGCCAAAGGUGCCAUUCGUAUUCGAUGACGACGCACGCCGGUCAUUCCAAGCACUUAAGACGGCCAUGCUCAUGGCACCCGUCCUUAGCAUCUAUGACCCCACCCUGCCGACGAGAGUGACUACGGACGCUUCCGGCUACGGCAUUGGGGCAGUCUUGGAACAGCACGACGGCGACGACUGGCACCCUGUGGAGUAUUUCAGCCACAAAGUGCCUCCCAUCAACUCGCUUGAUGAUGCAAGGAAGGAGCUGCUCACAUUCGUCAUGGCUCUCAAGCGAUGGCGGCACUUCCUCCUUGGGCGUCGUAGGUUCACAUGGGUUACGGACAACAAUCCAUUGACCUACUACAAGACGCAGGAUACGGUGAGCAGCACGAUCGGACGAUGGAUGUGCUUCAUCGACCAGUUUGACUUCACACCGAAACAUCUUCCCGGCCUCUCAAAUCGCGCAGCAGAUGCACUCUCGCGAAGACCUGAUCUUUGCGCUAUGACACAUCAUGCCUUCGCAUUCGACGAGGAGCUUCAGCGACACUUCAUCCGGGCAUAUGAGUCGGAUCCGGACUUCGCCACGCUGUACGCACAGCUAUCUUCGGAUCACCCGCCGGCCAGCCACCAUCGCAUUGCCGACGGGUACUUGCUACUCCACUCGAGAGGCAAGGACUUAUUGUGUGUCCCACGAGACCGUCGUCUUCGGACUCGCCUUAUCGGAGAGUUCCAUGACUCGCGACUCGCUGGCCAUUUCGGAGUCAACCGCACUAUUGCACGGCUUCAACAACGAUUCCGAUGGCCCGACCUCAUUACCGAUGUCACUCGGUAUUCCGACUCUUGCGAAGUUUGCCGACGCAGCAAACCCCGCAACCGCAAUCCCUAUGGCGAGCUACGCCCGAUGCCUAUCCCACGGGAACCCGGUCUCUCCAUUGCCGUGGACGUCACCGGUCCGUUCCCUCGCGACCGGCUCGGGCACGACGGCAUCCUCACGCUUGUGGACCGAUUGACCGACAUUGACGCCGCUUGCUCUCCCGCUUCCGUUCGGAAGUACAGGGAAUUGCUGACUCAAGCCCGCGCAAAUAUGCAAAAGGCUCAAGUCCGCAUGCAGCAGCAAGCCAACAGGCGUCGCGUGCCAUGUCCCAUCCGCGCCGGUGAUCUGGUUUGGGUCUCCGCGGAAGAGUUUGCACUGGAACAGGAUGUUUCACGCAAACUGCUUCCCAAGUGGUUUGGACCAUGGUCUGUGACAUCAACCGCGGGCGAUGAGCCCGAUGACCCUUCAUUUGUGAUCAACAUUCCCGAGCAUCUGACGGUCCAUCCAGUCUUUCACGCCUCGAAGCUGGCAACAUACACGCCAGCUAAGAGCGACGACUUUCCGGGCCGACGAUCGCAGGACCCUCCAUCUAUGGAUGGUCAUCAGGAGGUUGACCGCGUCAUCUUGGAUCGCAAGUACGGCAGCAAGCCGCGACAGUACAAAGUUACAUUCAGAGCAUGCGAUCCCGACGACACUCGGUGGAUUUCAGGAGCAGAUUUGAAAGCAUCCGCACCGCUGAUCUACGCUCACUAUGAGCGUCAAAGGUUAGCCAAGGGAACCCCACGACCUGCCCCUCCCACCCGGACUUUGGUCCCUCCCUCAGACAGACAGCUUCGCCCUCGCAGGUAAGCUCGGUCUUUCAAGGAGGGGGGGGUGUGGCAUACUGUGUAGCCACACGGGCUUGCAGGGCUUGCCCCGCGGUCUCAGCCUAAAAGC